UGGGAGGGGGUGUGGCUCUGAAAGAGGCGGUGCUACAGUACUAUAUGAAGGACCCCAUGUAUAUUUACUUGAAUACAAUCUCCUGUCCAAGCCAAACACAGGUCGUAUGUGUAUGAGGCUGCUUUGGUGAAGCGUCACGUUGCGAGCAAAUAGGAUGUCUUUACAGCUCACACCUGGAACAAGGAAGCACUGAGAGUUUUUUUAUUUUUAUUUUUUUUAUUACAUAUUUUUUGUUCUUUUCCUGCUGUUUCAGAAACAAAGCCGUUAUUUCCUUGUGUUACUUUAUAGGGAUGUCAUUGGAAUAUGCGCUUUUGGCUCAAUAAUCGGAUUUAGUUUGGGAGCUGUAGUGCAACCUGUGCAGGCAGGAAGCUAAUAUUUAGCACUACAUAUAUUGCACUUUUUUUUCUAGAUCUGCUCACCUUUUUGUCACAAGUUGCUGACGGCGAAAUAACUUUCCUCAUCAGAUAAGUGCGGCACGUCUUACGUGGUUUUACGCACACACGAUACGCUUGAGCUCCAGUCGAGACAAGCUUAAACUGGUGUGUGCUGCAUAAGAAGAUUAAAAUAUAACCCAAAAUAUAAACCUCCAGCCAUCAAAAUGACGGACGGUGCAAGACAGAGGAGCAGCACGUCGAGCUCUGCAAAGGAUGCUGCCGCUGAGGAGUCGGGAGGUGGAGUGGCGCUCAAGAAGGAAAUCGGACUUGUGAGCGCCUGCGGAAUCAUCGUUGGUAACAUUAUCGGCUCAGGUAUCUUUGUCAGUCCGAAGGGAGUGAUGGAGAAUGCCAGCUCCGUGGGCGUGGCCCUCAUCGUCUGGAUCGUCACGGGGGUCAUCACGGCCAUCGGGGCGCUGUGCUACGCCGAGCUGGGCGUCACCAUCCCCAAAUCGGGAGGAGACUACUCCUACGUCAAGGACAUCUUCGGAGGGUUGGCAGGGUUCCUGCGUCUUUGGAUCGCCGUGCUGGUGAUCUACCCUACCAAUCAGGCCGUGAUCGCGCUGACGUUCUCCAACUACGUCCUGCAGCCCCUCUUCCCCACCUGCUUCCCGCCCGAGAGCGGCCUGCGUCUGCUGGCUGCCGUUUGCCUCUUGCUGUUGACCUGGGUGAACUGCUCCAGUGUGAGGUGGGCCACCAGAGUGCAGGACAUCUUCACCGCCGGCAAGCUGCUGGCCCUCGCCCUCAUCAUCAUCAUGGGUUUCGUGCAGAUCUGCAAGGGAGAGUACUACUGGUUGGAGCCAGCCAAUGCCUUCGAGCCUUUCCAGGAGUAUGAUGUGGGUUUGAUAGCGUUAGCCUUCCUACAAGGCUCCUUUGCCUACGGAGGGUGGAACUUCCUGAACUACGUCACAGAGGAGCUGGUGGACCCCUAUGUAAAUCUUCCCCGCGCCAUCUUCAUCUCCAUCCCCCUGGUGACCUUCGUUUACGUCUUUGCCAACAUCGCCUACGUCACGGCCAUGAGUCCCGCGGAGCUGCUCGCCUCAAAUGCUGUUGCCGUGACGUUUGGUGAGAAGCUGCUGGGAGUCAUGUCGUGGAUCAUGCCCAUCUCUGUGGCUCUCUCCACCUUCGGAGGAGUCAACGGUUCCCUCUUCACCUCUUCAAGAUUGUUCUUCGCUGGAGCCAGAGAGGGCCACCUCCCCAGUCUGCUGGCCAUGAUCCAUGUGAAACGCUGCACUCCCAUCCCUGCUUUGCUCUUCACUUGCCUGUCAACCCUGCUUAUGCUGUGCACCAGUGACAUGUACACCCUCAUCAAUUAUGUGGGCUUCAUCAACUACCUCUUCUACGGAGUCACUGUUGCCGGGCAGAUUGUCCUGCGAUUCACACAGCCCAACAUGCACCGACCAAUCAAGAUCAGCCUAAUCUGGCCGGUUAUUUACCUCGUCUUCUGGGCCUUCCUGCUCAUCUUCUCUCUUUAUUCCGAACCCGUUGUGUGUGGCAUCGGCCUGGCCAUCAUGCUGACUGGCGUCCCCGUCUAUUUCCUGGGAGUCUACUGGGACAAAAAGCCACAGUGCUUUGAUACCUUUGUUGAUAAGAUGACAUACUUGGGCCAGAAGUUCUGCGUAGUUGUUUACCCUGCCAUGGGUAAAAGUAUUGCGAGCGGAGAGGAAGGAGAGGAAAUGAAGGAAGCCAGGUCUCCUCUGUCCAAGGAGGAUGGAGACAACCACAAAUCAGAGGACUGCUAAAGUCUUUAUCUCCCACCUGCCCCAGAUAAACAGACAUUUGCAGACGCAUUCGUGUGUGUGUGUGUGCGUGCAUACACAAACACACACGCAGACAUACACUACAUAUAGUGGGUUUACUGAUCAACACGUUGUCUUUAAUAUUUGGUUUUGUACCAAUCAAUCAUUUUGUGCCAAAUAUAACAUGAGGUAUUUAGAGUGUUUUGACCUCAAACUUUUCUGUCUGCGGGUCCUUCAAAAGUGCAAUAAAGAAAGGUUAGCACCUUACAACUCCUCAAUACAUGCUUAAACACACAUUUGUUUUCAUCAUCAUCAUCAUCAUCAUCAUCAUCCCACUUCUUCUUUCCACACUCCCGGCACACUCCUACUGUAAGAGCAUCAUAUAUUUUUAUUUUUUAUCAAAAGACUCUUACUCCACUGUGAUGGCUAAGAAAAAAACCUACUUUUUUUUUUCAGGGUUUUGUUCUUUUUUUUUUGCCACAUUGUAAAUGUUGCUCCGUCAUCCAUUGAACACACCAAAGCUGUAUUUUUAAUUGUCAAAGCAGAAAAUCAGAUUCAGAUCAAGUCAUUUCAUGUUGUGAAGUGCAGUAAGUGCAGUGUUUCGUUUUUUAAAGUGACUUUGAUUCCGAAUAGUUUCUUCUUCUCUUUUUUGUAAUUGUGAUCAUUGUUUGUAUCAGAUGUUCUUAUGUUAGUUUUAAUAUGUUAAUUUUGUUGAUAUUCUUUUUUUUUUCUAUUCAACAUCAUAUAGAUUUGGGCCUAUUUUUUGUACUCUUGUGGAGGUGUACACCUGAAAGCUGAUGUGUGAUCUGUACAUUGUAUUUGUUCAUGGUGCACAGGUUUUUUUAAUUGCCUUAAUUAGAACAUAGACAUGACAUGUAAAGAUGGAUUAUUCUCAUACCUGAGGGUAGUUCUUCAUGUUUAUGGAAGUAACAAAAAUGUGGAAUUAUGUACGGCCACUACACUGAUAAUUUACCCGUUCCAACUGCAACUCUAGCAAGGAAAAAGACAACAAGAAAGAAUAAAUAGGCAAGACAUGAUAUUGUUCACUGACACAUUUGAGUGGUUAAUGUGAAAUCCCUACACCGACACAUGUGAAUGCCUGCGUGAAUAUCAGUUUAAAAGAGGCAUCGAUUGUCUUAUGGAAGAAGUGUUUGUGUAGCUUGCCACUUAGCUGCGUUUAAAUCCUUUUUAUUUAGCAUUGCUUAUUAGAGCUUUACAUACGAAUUUUUUUAAUUCAUAUAAUCCACUAAGAGAUUUUAGUGCAAUAUUAAUAUAGGGAGCACCAGCAGAGACUAAACGCACCCCUGAAUGAACCCAUUCUGUGUUGUCUGGUGAUUAUGUAUCUUUACUUAUGCUUUAUAUUAUAGUUCCAACACACCUAAACACGUCAUGUACUCUUGUGUCUUCAGACUGUAAUCUGUUAAGUGUCUCAGGGCGUCCCCACUGCCUUCUGCUUUAAAUCCACUGCCUAAAAACCUCCGGACCGUAAAAAACUUAACAGACCUAACUGAAUAAAAUCCAGUCUGUUAGUGCUACAUAUGUGUACUGGUGCGUUUAGAUAUUUAUUUCCUCAGGAGUCUUAAUUUUACAACCAAAUCCCCCCCCCAAAAAGUAAUAUGAAUAAUCAUGUCAGAAAAGAUGUAUCAAGAACGUGUCGUUAAAGUUGGGCCAGUAUUGUGUAGGUUUCUCUUGUUGAACUGUGAGGAGAACAGGGUGUCUCUACAAGGACAAGGAUUGUGUUUGUGCCUGUAUUGUGUAUUAACAGUAUACACAGAUGUCAUGACAGUCUGUAUAUUGUCUCUUAGUAAAUAAAAACCACUGACUACGUUUUGAA
Molecule: messenger RNA, 4004 nt
Organism: Eleginops maclovinus (Patagonian blennie)
Lineage: Eukaryota; Metazoa; Chordata; Actinopteri; Perciformes; Eleginopidae
Gene: slc7a8a
Product: solute carrier family 7 member 8a
Exons: 11
Coding region: 599-2173 (524 amino acids)
Biological process (GO): amino acid transmembrane transport; neutral amino acid transport
Cellular component (GO): membrane
Molecular function (GO): L-amino acid transmembrane transporter activity; neutral L-amino acid transmembrane transporter activity
Source: RefSeq, a predicted model, not a curated record